Messenger RNA from Camelina sativa (false flax), 1295 nucleotides. RefSeq names its product zinc finger protein 10. Lineage: Eukaryota; Viridiplantae; Streptophyta; Magnoliopsida; Brassicales; Brassicaceae. The record is from RefSeq and is a predicted model, not a curated record.
UUGGUUUUAAUUGAUAUUUAUCACACCUUGACCUUCAUUAUUUUCAUGACACCAUUCUUGAUCUUUUCCGUAAUCCACCACCUAAUAUUAAUCACCUAGGGUUCCUCUAACCACCCAAGAAAACAAGGAAGAUUUUUCUUUUUUUUCCUCUAGGGCUUGUCGUCAACUUCUCAAUUGGCCAUCAUCUACAAUGGAGAAACCUGAUGACUUCUGGAUCCCCAAGAAAAGCAAAAAAGAAUCAUCAUGGGAAGAGCUGGCUUUCGCAGAAGACGAUGCUGCCGGAUCUUUGUGGCCGCCGAGAUCUUACACGUGUAGCUUCUGCCGGAGAGAGUUUAGAUCGGCUCAAGCCCUCGGUGGCCACAUGAACGUUCACCGAAGAGACAGAGCACGGCUUAAGCAAGCCGACGACCAAUACUUAUUCUCCAAAUCUUCUUCACCUCCGGAGUAUCCAUCUCAUAACGAUAGCGAUGAUAUUCGUGAAACCUCUUGCUAUACUUUGGUUUUUAACUCAAAACCUAAUUAUUUUAAGACUCAACACUCUUGUGUUAUUGACCUUUCUUCGUCUUCUUCUUUACCAUAUUUGACUCCUAGGGUUUCUUCUGGUUUGCCUGAAAAACAAAAUACUUCUUCCUCUUCUCCUUCUUUCGUUGUAGAACCUUCCAAGAACUCCAAAAAAAUACCCUCUUCCCCAUGGCCGUGCCCGAGUACCUUUGUGGAGCAAAAGCGUUGUGAUCUAUAUGAAAUUCCGGUUAUGGAAGGAGACAAGAAGAGAAAGAUCGAGAGUGAUGUGCCAAGAAUCGAGCACAAAGCAAAACUUGGUCUUGGAAGUAGCACUGAUCUCUCGGUGAGCAUGAAUCUGGUCAUCCACCAAAGUUUUCCGGUUACUGCUCACGGCAGCGAUGAUGAGAUCGGGAGGGGUGAUAUAUGUAAGAGAAGACGAAGGCAUGAGAGUCCAUCGCAGCCAUCGAUUUUCAUUUCAAGUUUAUCUUGUAAGAGUGAUAUUAUUACAAGAAAAGAGGAUAUCAAACACAAGGGUGAUCGCUUUGAGGAUUUAGACCUUGAGCUUAGGCUAGGGACAGAUCCACCAAAGGGAAAUUGAUUGAUGGACUGAUGAAUCCCUACCAAAAGGUAAGGAAGAAAUAUAUAUAUAUAAAUAGAAACAUUUCAUAUGGUGAGCCAUGGUGAGCGAAAAAAAAACAUUUCCUAUGGGUGUAUGUGUAUGUGUUUGUGUGUUACUUGGAUUUAUCUUUCCUUGGUUUUUGCGUGUUUAAAGUGUACCAGCUGCUAUACAGAUU